This is a messenger RNA of Eimeria necatrix, 582 nucleotides long. RefSeq lists its product as hypothetical. Lineage: Eukaryota; Apicomplexa; Conoidasida; Eucoccidiorida; Eimeriidae. The record is from RefSeq and is a predicted model, not a curated record. The transcript is spliced from 4 exons. The coding region runs from base 1 to 582 and encodes 193 amino acids.
AUGGGCAAUUCGAUGAGCUGCUUCGAAAGGUGGGGCAAAAGGGCCCCCGACGGCGCCCUCUUUGCCCCCAAAAAGAGAAAUGCAGAAAACCCCAAAAGCCCCUCCGUCUUUGCCGUCCCCACAACUGCUGCUGCUGCUGCUGCUGCUGCUGCGAACGGCGCAGCAGCAAAGAAGGCCCCCGUGCCGAAGUUUGCCAUUCUGCCAUUAACAGUCUUUGACUGCUGGCUCGCAGCUAACGACGAGCGACGUGCGUCAAAAGAAGCUGCUGGCCUACCGGCGGUCUCUGACGAAAAUCGUGAAGUUGAAAACGCAUUUGUUCAACGCCACCGUCAAAGUGACUUGCUCGCGAGACGGCAAGGAGGUCGAGUGGUACAAGGGGCACUCUGGCGAGGGCGGCAAGGGCAAGGCCGUGGGGUCUUUAUCACUUCUGUCAAGGCGCAGCAAGACAACCCGAAGGGGUUGACCAUCAACGUGAACAAUCCUUCGCCGACGACUUUCUCCUUCACCUUCAAGACAAAGGAAGAAAGAGAGUCUUGGGAGAAGCAGCUGGAGUCUUUGCAGAAGUUUAUGGCAAUGAUUUGA